AUGACCCCACGCCCCGCGCUGGCUUUAGUCCUAGCAUUCCCAGCACCGAGCGACUAUGAUGAGAAGCUAGAGGCGCAAGAAAGGAAAAAAUCGGAUCAAAACAAGGAUGUGAAAGGCGCUAAUGUUAUGUGGUACAAGCAGACCAUCAACAAUGCCUGUGGACCCUACGCUAUCCUCCAUGCAGUCUGCAAUGGCGAUGCGAGGAAUGGUAUCCUCCCCAACUCGCACCUAUCUCGGCUGCUCGCAGUAUGCGCGCCGUUAAGUCAAUCGGAAUGCGCCCGGGUCAUCGAGGAAGACGUCGAUUUAGAAGCCGUCUAUAAGUCCGUAGCCCAGCAAGGCGACUCGGAAGUCCCCGAAAGUCCCGAGGAUGUGGUUGGUUUUCAUUAUGUCUGCCUUGUCGAGUCCCAUACGAAUGGCCGUCUCUAUGAAGUGGAUGGAGAUAAACAGGAGCCAGUAGAUAUGGGAACCCAAGGACCUGGUGAAGACGUUCUAUCAGCGACUGGGCUUGGUGUGAUUCGAGGAUUCGUUCAGAGGGAAAGAGAGAGAGCUGGAGAUCAUUUCAGCUUACUCGUACUGGCACCUCAAUAA
This is a messenger RNA of Aspergillus puulaauensis, 588 nucleotides long. RefSeq lists its product as uncharacterized. Gene Ontology annotation, cellular component: cytoplasm. The coding region runs from base 1 to 588 and encodes 195 amino acids. NCBI's taxonomy places the organism in Eukaryota, Fungi, Ascomycota, Eurotiomycetes, Eurotiales, Aspergillaceae. The record is from RefSeq and is a predicted model, not a curated record. The transcript is spliced from 2 exons. Gene Ontology annotation, biological process: protein deubiquitination; ubiquitin-dependent protein catabolic process. Gene Ontology annotation, molecular function: cysteine-type deubiquitinase activity.